AAUCUUGUUAUCUCGUAAAAAUUUUAUUUUAUUAAGUACUAGCAGCUAACUUCAUGCCUUUCCGAAAGCUUUCGGAGCUUUCAGAAAAAGCUAAAAUUGAAUGAGAAAUGACAUAACCUCAGAAUUUGUGCUGUGUUUUGGUUCGCGCCGGACAUUAAAAUGGGAAAGAACACCGAUAAUUCUGAUGUGAAAAAGCGAGUAAGGAAGCACCCAGUCCGCAAAUGGGAUGACGAAUGCAUCAAGCUUAUUUUGGAGCAUUUAAAGGAGAAUAUCCCAAUCGAGAAGCCAACAGCGAGGCAAUAUUAUACGAGAUUCUGCGACCUGUACCCUGAGCUCCAGAUCGAGGAUCCAGAUUUAGUGCGUCAGAAGGUUGUGCACCUCAAGACAAAAUAUAUCCAAGUUGAGCAGUGGCGCAACGAGUCGGGGAAUGGAGUGAAAGACGGUGGAGAAACUAUCAAUGAAAUACUGAACAGGAAAUGUCCAUUCUAUACAGACUUGGAUGAGAUAUUUUCCCAGAAAAAGAGUGUACGAUUGCAGAGAAUUCUCGACAGUGGCAAUGAUGAAUCCGUCCAGCACUUUAGGGCAUUUACACAAAAAUCAGUGACCGCAAAACGUCCAACAACAACUGUGACCAACAACUCUAGCCAGAUUGAAACCGUUGCACCCCAUCGUCUUGAAAAUUUUGUCCCUGCUGAGAGUCCCGGUGAAGAUGAGGAUAUCGUAAUUUCGUUGACUGAUGUGAAUCCAGGCACAUCAAACAUGGAUGACAAUCGCCGUGAUGGCCGUGAUAUCUCGACAUUCAGGAAUAAUUUAAGCAACUGUGCUGACCACUCACAACAGAUUGAUGAACCUGAUGACUCUGAUGAAGCUUCACGUCCUGCAGUAUGCGAAGCACCGGGAAAAAGACUUCGCGGACUAUCAGGCACAUCUUCUUCAGCCAAGAAGAAGCGUAAGAUUACCAGCGCUGGAUCAAUGCUGCCUGGAAUCGAUGCACUGGCGGCUGAAAGGAAAGCUUCAACUCAGAUGCGGGUGGAGUUCGAGAAAGAAAAGCUCGCCAUUGAGUCCAGCUUGGAAGACCGGCGACUCAGCCUCAUGGAGAUGGAUAUAAAAGCAAAGAUCGAACUUGAGAAGCGCAAGCAGGAGUUUGACGAGAGGAUCAGGUUGCAGGAACUGAAAUACAAAUAUGGCAUCACUGAAAAUAUUCCUCGAGACCUUGAUUGUUGAGCAAAACCAAAGAGUACAAAAUUUCUAUCAAGUUUUUUUUUUUAAUUUUAUUAUUCAUUUGUUCAAGAAUUCUGUGAUACAUUUAAGGAGUGAAAUAAACUUUGAAGUAAUCUAUUAAUCAAAUGUUUUGCAACAUGUGUUCAUAUAUGUACUGCCGUUUCCUCUCUGCAGCAUCAUUGCCAGCUGGAAUCUGAAGCUCUUCUUCAAUAGGAUCAUCAUUGAUUUCGCCAAUAUCAUCAAACACGAUUCUGUAGCCACGAUCCAUUUUGUAUUUGAGGAGCAUAUUGUAGACUAUGAAGCAGACCAUCACCCAAUUACAACAGUAUGCAUAAUUUUCUUCUGUUCCAAGUCUGAAUCGUAAUUCCUUGAGACUUUGGAAUGUUUCCUUAGCAUCUCCAAAAACUUGCUCCACUCGUACACGAUAGGAUGAAAAUAUACGAUUAAAUUGUCGUCUUUCUUGCGCAGUCAUGGCCCUGGAGUUUUGCCUAUAGGGAGUGAUUACUCUCUCCGUGCACUUGUAGGCUGAAUCGGCAGCUAUAUAUUCAUCUCCGGUAAGAAAUUCCUCCGUGCGUUGUCCAAGUUCAAUGUUCACAAACAUUCUGGCAUCGUGGACACUCCCUGUGAACACAAAAA
Messenger RNA from Phlebotomus papatasi, 1857 nucleotides. RefSeq lists its product as uncharacterized. Lineage: Eukaryota; Metazoa; Arthropoda; Insecta; Diptera; Psychodidae. The transcript is spliced from 2 exons. The coding region runs from base 160 to 1224 and encodes 354 amino acids. The record is from RefSeq and is a predicted model, not a curated record.